Striga hermonthica is the source of this 1098-nucleotide messenger RNA. Lineage: Eukaryota; Viridiplantae; Streptophyta; Magnoliopsida; Lamiales; Orobanchaceae. The record is from the annotation of a GenBank genome assembly.
AUGGGCUGGGGGAAUGUGUUCUUCACGGCAAUCGUCACUUUCUCGGCGGCGCUCAUCACCUACAACAUCAUCAUCUCGGCCAACGCCUCCCUCCAACAGGGCUUUCCCGGCCAUUCCUCCUCCUCCUCCUCCGUCAAAUCGGGCUCGUCCUCCUCGGCGGACCCCGUCAUCCGGCUGCCCAGAUCCUCCGGCGGGAAGAGGAGGCGCUUCCACACCGCUGUCACGGCCUCCGACUCGAUCUACAACACGUGGCAAUGCCGGGUGAUGUACUACUGGUUCAAGAAGCAGAAAGCCAUGAAUCCAGAUUCCGAGAUGGGGGGAUUUACUAGGGUUUUGCACUCCGGGCAGCCGGACCGGUUCAUGGACGAGAUCCCCACCUUCGUUGCCCAGCCCCUGCCCGAUGGGAUGGAUCAGGGGUACAUAGUCCUGAACAGACCUUGGGCCUUUGUGCAGUGGCUUCAGCAAGCAGAGAUUGAGGAAGACUACAUAUUCAUGUCUGAGCCAGACCACAUUCUGGUCAAGCCCAUACCGAACUUAUCGAGAGAUGACAUGGGAGCUGCAUUCCAUUUCUUCUACAUCGAGCCCAAGAAAUACGAGAAUGUGCUGCGGAAAUUCUUCCCCGAGGAAAAUGGACCAAUAACUAAAAUUGAUCCCAUUGGGAAUUCCCCUGUAAUUGUACGAAAGGAUGCUCUGAAAAAGAUAGCUCCCACUUGGAUGAACGUGUCCUUGGCUAUGAAGAAGGAUACCGAGACAGAUAAAGCUUUCGGAUGGGUUCUUGAGAUGUAUGGAUAUGCAGUUGCAUCGGCCUUACAUGGUGUGAGUAACAUUUUGUACAAGGAUUUCAUGAUUCAGCCUCCUUGGGACACCACAACCAGCAAGACCUACAUAAUUCAUUAUACUUAUGGAUGUGACUAUGAUUUGCAGGGUAAGAUGACUUAUGGAAAGAUUGGAGAGUGGAGAUUUGACAAAAGAUCAUAUGAUAAUAUCUGGCCUCCAAAAAAUCUUUCUUUACCGCCUCCUGGUGUUCCGGAAAGUGUGGUUACAUUGGUGAAGAUGGUGAAUGAGGCCACUGCCAAUAUUCCAAACUGGGGUUCCUAA